Drosophila willistoni is the source of this 575-nucleotide messenger RNA. Its product is annotated as ejaculatory bulb-specific protein 3. NCBI's taxonomy places the organism in Eukaryota, Metazoa, Arthropoda, Insecta, Diptera, Drosophilidae. The coding region runs from base 90 to 473 and encodes 127 amino acids. The record is from RefSeq and is a predicted model, not a curated record. The transcript has 2 exons.
CAGGCUAAUAGCUCGCAAUCAAAACUGGGCUGUCCAAGCUGAAACAACCGAAAAAAGUACACAAAUUUAUCCAAAGAAAUUUCAUUGCAAUGAAAACUUCAGUGGCCAUUCUGGUUGUCUUGGCAUUCGCCGGCCUGGCGCUUGCUGCUCCCGAGAAGCAAUACACCAACAAAUUCGAUAAUGUCAAUGUGGAUGAUGUCCUGGGCAAUGGUCGCAUUCUGAAUAACUAUCUGAAAUGCCUGAUGGAGAAGGGACCAUGCACGCCAGAGGGUCGGGAGUUGAAGCGCCUCUUGCCCGAUGCGUUGGAAUCGGAGUGCUCCAAGUGUACUGAAGUUCAGCGUCGCAACUCCAAUAAGGUCAUCAACUUCCUGCGCUCCAAUAAGCCCGGAGAGUGGAAGUUGCUUCUGGAUAAAUAUGACUCCAAGGGCAUUUACAGGUCCAAGUACGAGUCGCAGGCCAAGAAGGGCCAUUAAGUUAACAACAAAAAUCGAAUAAUUGUCAUUCUUCUCACAUUUCACUUAACUUAAACAACAACAACAACAUCAGCACAAAAACCAACAAACACAAAAAUAAAU